UAGUGCGCAUCCUGCUCGGCACAGAUUUUUUUUUUUUAGAAAGAGAACGAGAUAUGACCGAGAGAAAAAGAACGAAACCAAGUGGGCUCUAUGCCACUGUUUAGCAGUAAAUUGUCAGCCAAUCAGAGGAACGCAGUUUCUAAUCCCAUUCUCGCUAACUGAGCAAGCUACGGCCAGAGAGGUGUGCAGGAGUUUUAGCUAACAGCUAUCACUAUCGUUAUGGAGACCCUCGAAUCGAGUCGCGUGUGCCGCCUCUGCGGCAAGCACUCCGGUAUCUCUAUUGAUAUAUUUGACAAGAAUGAAAACCAUUUGAAGAAAAUCAACGCCGUUCUACCGAUCAUGGUGCACGAGAUGGACCUGUUGCCGAAACACAUGUGCCAUCGGUGCAGCUACAAGUUGGAGGAGUUUUUUAAGUUUUACGUCGAUUGUCUAAAGACAGACUCGCAUUUGAAGAGCCAAUUAUCGUGGAUGGGGAAAGAGGUCCCGCAGGUGAGGGUCGGCACACCGAUGGUACAGAUCGAGAAUAUCAAGAUCGAGACGCCGGACUACGAUGCGGCCACCGUGGACAUGACACCCCUGGUUGGCGACGUGAACUACAUGAAUUCCAUGAACACGAUGGCAUUCGAACCGGACGAUAUUUCAUACGGCGCUUACAGAUGCAGAUGUUGCUGUGAUAAAAUGGACCAAAGUAAUCCGACUGUGUCAACGAACUAUUCGAACACCGCGGAGUCGCGUUGCAGCAGGCUGGAGAACGAUGUUGAUAGCGGUAGCGAUUCGAGAACUAUAAAGAUAAGCUCCUCGAGCACAUCGAAACUUGAUAUGUUCCAGGAACAAUCGAGCGUGUUAACGCAAGUCAAUAAAAAUGACGAUGUUCCAAAAAAUGCUGGUUACAGUCUAUGUCAUAUCGAAAACGUUAAAAGCAUGGCCGAUGGUAAUGAAGACGUUAAGAGCGUGAUCACUCGAAAUCUGAGGCCCAGAAAUCUUCUGGUAAACUAUGUAGGACAGAAAAGGAAAUCACCGUCUCUCAGAUCGUUGUCGGGAAAUCGGAAAUCGAAGAUAAGAGCUAAGCAACAGAAGCUCGAGACAACGCAGAUGAAGGUGGAGAGGUAUGACGACUUCGAGGGUCGGAUUCUAAGGCCGAGGAAUGUCACGAUCGAUUACAGAGGGCAGAGGAAAUAUUCGAAGUCCUCGAAUAAAAACCAAAGAUUGAACGGUGCCGAGCUCAACGUGAACAAGCGCAAGGUUCGCAACAUCGCGAACCAGUUAAAGCUGCCACCGGAACAGAUGCUGACUGCGAUAGAGGACAGGAUCAACUUCGCGGUAAAGCAGGAGCAGCUUGCGGAUCUCGAGGACUCGAUGCUAAACGAAUCCAUAUUAUCGCUGCCAAAGAACAGAACAAAUAAUAAUUUUGCUGAUAGAAUUAAUGUACUGCUCAACAAUAUUAAAGUUCAAAACGAUAGGGUCAAUUGCAGUCUUUUGAGUCGUACGCCAUCUGAUUUCAGUGGAGUAGAUGGAAUGAAAUGUUUGAGGUCAACGAAUCGACGAGUUGCGGCGACACAUUACGCGUCGAAGUACCUGAGGAGUCACGAUUUAUACCUCAGAAAUGGAAAGAGACGAAAAUUAAAUGAACCGGACGUGGUCGCUAGCACAUUCGUCAGGAACCGUCACAGUCUAAUGGACAGCAAACUUAACAUCAGGAAUCUGAAGAAAGCGUUCAGAGGCUUUAUCGACGUGGACAAUAUUUCCGCGUCGACUAAGUUGCCCUAUAAAAAUGCCUCGCACUAUUGCGAGGAAUGUCACACUAGCUUUGUCAGCAAAGAGUUAUUUAAACUGCACUUAUGUUAUCAUUGAACUGCGAUUAAUGUGAUGAGAUAGAGAUAUAUUUUUACUUGUGCAAAUUAUAUUAAUAUUUUCGAGAGACGCCAAGGUUAGCGUUAUUGUAAUAAGUAAGUUUGAGAUGGGAACUCUAACAGAGUGCCUUCGGUGCUCUAUGGUUACAAGGGUGUAUAGAAUUAUGGGACCCUUUAUGUAGUACUCGCGUAAACGUGCGUGUAGAUAUAUGGCAAUCAGCGAAAAACAUGUACCUUUAGAAUUUAUUUUGAUAACGAAUAGUAAAAGCAUGAAUAAUAUAAUAUUUUAUUAUUUUUAUGAACGAAUACAAUUACAUACGAACUAUCAGAUGCUGACAGAAAAUGUUGCGACGAAUGUUACAAUUUACGCUUAAGAAGUUCAUGAACAAAUAGUCACAAAGCUCUUCACAUGAUCUGUAAGUUUGAAAUGUUCAAAAUUUUGUUUUUAUUUUGAAAGCAUGAGGUUUAUUUAAUUUUUCUAAAAGUAAAUUUAAACGUCUGAAAAUAUUUACUUUGUAGUACUUAGUAUUGCAAAUUUAUGGAUUGUGUAUAGACCCAUGUGACUAUAAAUAUUCACAAAUCGCCUUCGAAGUUUAAUAGAUAUAUUCAUAUUCUACAUAUGUAUAUAAUAUAUAUACAUAUAUUUUAUGAGAUAUAAGAGGAAUAUAGAUUCGUAUAAACAAUAUUGUGAUACGCAAGUGUUCCACGUCUAUAGGAAUUUGUUUAAUCCAUUGUCGCUCUGCACAACAACCUACAAAGAUGGUAGAAGCAUGCCCUUCGAGUUAAUUGUCUUGUAUGUCCAAAUAAAAUCAUAUUCGAUAUGCCUUAUGGAAGUUUAACGGCAAUUAAUUAAUACAUAUUCAUCGUUUGCAACGAAUUGCAAGGCUAUUAUUAUCGGUGUUAUAUACAGUCGAAUCUGAAUUGUUAUGAAACUUAAAUUCUAUGAAACAUUGUUAAUACUUACUAAGCGCACUCUCGACACGUUCUCAGGCACUCAUUAUUAUUGAUUAAAAAAAAUGUUCUUUAAUAUUAAUCAUUACUUUGGCAAAUAAAAUUCAUAUUUAAAUUACAA
Megalopta genalis is the source of this 2922-nucleotide messenger RNA. RefSeq lists its product as uncharacterized. Gene Ontology annotation, molecular function: zinc ion binding. Gene Ontology annotation, cellular component: nucleus. The record is from RefSeq and is a predicted model, not a curated record. Lineage: Eukaryota; Metazoa; Arthropoda; Insecta; Hymenoptera; Halictidae.